Ilex paraguariensis (yerba mate) is the source of this 975-nucleotide messenger RNA. The record is from the annotation of a GenBank genome assembly. NCBI's taxonomy places the organism in Eukaryota, Viridiplantae, Streptophyta, Magnoliopsida, Aquifoliales, Aquifoliaceae.
AUGGCUGAGGCACAAGGCAAAUGGGUUAAGUUGGAUCAGAAAGGAAUUGGACCUGGAGCAAGAAGCUCCCAUGCCAUAACCAUAGUUGGACAAAAGGUUUAUGCUUUCGGAGGUGAAUUCAAGCCACGUGUCCCGGUCGAUAACGAUCUGUAUGUGUUUGAUCUGAAUGAUCUAACGUGGUCUGUUGCUGGUGGAACCGGCGACAUUCCCCCUCCCCGUAUUGGUGUCACUAUGGCAGCUAUUGGCGACACCAUUUAUGUGUUUGGUGGUAGGGAUGCUACACACAAGGAGCUCAAUGAGUUAUACUCUUUUGACACUUGUGCAAACAAGUGGACCCUACUCUCUAAUGGGGACACCGGUCCCGCUCACCGGAGCUACCACUCGACCACUGCCGAUGAUCGGCGCCUGUAUGUCUUCGGUGGUUGUGGUGUCUCUGGCCGGCUUAAUGAUCUAUGGGCUUAUGAUGUUGUUGAUCAAAAGUGGCUCAAGUUUCCUGUGCCUGGGGAGAAUUGUAAAGGUAGAGGUGGAACUGGGCUUGCUGUGGCCCUAGGAAAAAUUUGGGUUGUGUAUGGUUUCUCUGGUGUUGAGCUUGAUGAUGUUCAUUAUUUUGAUCCUGUUGAUGAAAAGUGGGUCCAAGUGGAGACAAGUGGCGAAAUGCCAACAGCUCGAAGCGUAUUUUCAACAGUUGGGAUUGGAAAGUACAUAUUCAUAUAUGGUGGAGAAGUGGAUCCUAGUGAUUUAGGUCACCUUGGUGCAGGGAAAUUUACUGGGGAUGUCUAUGCAUUGGACACAGAGACAUUAGUGUGGAAACGAUGGGAGGAUGGGUCGGACUCCGGUGGUCAUCCGGGGGCUCGAGGGUGGUGCGCGUUUGCGGCCGGACAACGCGAUGGCCAAGAGGGACUGGUGGUGUAUGGUGGCAAUUCAGAUAGCAACGAUAGGCUUGAUGACAUUUUCUUUUUCACUCCUUGUGCUUGA